Hevea brasiliensis (rubber tree) is the source of this 351-nucleotide messenger RNA. Its product is annotated as RING-H2 finger protein ATL39-like. The record is from RefSeq and is a predicted model, not a curated record. Bases 1 to 351 code for a protein of 116 amino acids. The transcript is spliced from 2 exons. Lineage: Eukaryota; Viridiplantae; Streptophyta; Magnoliopsida; Malpighiales; Euphorbiaceae.
AUGUCAAACAGGAACCUUCAUGCUCGAGUUCUCGAUAUUGAAAGCGGAAUAAUAAUAUGGGAUGGCGAUGAUCAUCCAAGUUUGUCAGACGCAGAGGAAGAUAUAGAGGCAGCUGCACCCACCAAACCAUGGCUGACGGUAGAGGAGUUGGAAAAAGCAUUCCCAACAUUCGCUCAUGGGAAAACCAUAGAAAGGAAUGUGUGUGCCAUAUGUUUCGAUAAACUGAAAGAAGGAGACAAGUGUCGGAAACUUCUUCCUUCUUGCAUUCACAUUUUCCAUAAAACUUGCAUUGAUCUUUGGCUUUCUAGGCAUAAUAGCUGCCCACUUUGCCGUGCCGUUUUGUUCUUGUAA